This is a messenger RNA of Sesamum indicum (sesame), 2750 nucleotides long. RefSeq names its product putative mediator of RNA polymerase II transcription subunit 26b. The record is from RefSeq and is a predicted model, not a curated record. NCBI's taxonomy places the organism in Eukaryota, Viridiplantae, Streptophyta, Magnoliopsida, Lamiales, Pedaliaceae. Gene Ontology annotation, cellular component: nucleus.
UCUGUCACUCUCUGUGGGUAAAUAUUGAAAACCGGGGCGAGGAGGGGAUAUGGAUACAAGAACGGCUCUUGUAAGCAAACAGACAAAGAGUUGAACCUUCUCUGAACCCGUUUUCUUUGUGCCGAUCACCUGCCCAUUUCUCUGCGUUUCGAUCUUUAAUCCCCACAAAAAAAUCGUUAAGCAAAUGCCCUGAAAAUUUUAAAAAGAAAGAAAAAGAGAAACUGAAAAUAUUUUUUUUCUCUCUUCUUCCUUGGCAAAAUCUUGUUUGGUAUCAUAUAGAGAGAGAGAGAGAGACAAACCAGAAAGAGAGAGAGAGAGAGAGAGAGAGAGAGAGAAUAUCUCUCAUUACUGUUUGACAUAUAUUCUUCUCUGAGUUUCCGUCAAUUGGCGCAUAAACCUUUCUGUAAAAUUCUCCUUUGAUUUUCUAUGGAAUACAUCCGAUUCUUUUAUCAUCUCACUUUAUGAAUAAAACCCAGUUUAAAUUAUUGCUUUUUUUCUCUGUCUGUCUGAAGGAUUUCUUGGAAUAGCUUGCAGAUAGAUUUGGGAAAAAAAUAAAAAAAAAAUUGUUUAUUGUUUGGAAAAUCUGGUUGGACUCAAUCCCUGUUCAGUUCAAUUCUUAUCUGCUCAUCUGAAGACUUCAUUCUUUGUUAUCUUUUUUUUCUAUCAGCCCAUCAGAAUUGUUGGGUCUGAAACUGAUAGAAAAAGAGAAGAAACCGGAGUUUUACUCAAUAAGGUUUUCCGCAGUCAGCUUUGAUUUUCGGGGUUAUCAUCAAGAUCAAGUUUUUGAUUACGUAUCUGUGAAUUAAGAAUCGAUUUCUUGAUCUGGGCACUGAUUGAAGUUCCUAUUUGAAAGAAGGCCUUGUGAAUUGAGUUUUGAGUUUUUCAACAUGGCUAACGCUUCCAUGAGUCUUGAUAAAUGGAGGGAGUAUUUCCGGAGUGCAAAUUCCGACAUUUUUGAUAUAAUUGAGCAUGCAAUAAUGGUUGCUGCGUCUGAUUGUCCCUAUGUCUUCAAACUGAAGAGGGAUCAAAUAGCUGAGCGGCUGUUCGCUUGCAAAGUGACCAAGUGUUUUGGCUGUGAGAGAAUUGAAUUGGCUGUGCCAACUGGUGAUGGUGUAGAGAAAAGUGAAGAUAAGUACAAAAGUGGGAUUGAGGCCGGAGGGAGUAAAGACACAAAGGAGAGCAAGGUGAAUAGCAGCAGCAGAGAUGAUGAUGAUGAUGACGAUGAUCAUAGAGAGGUGAUGGAGAUGAAUGUGAAUCAGAUUAGCAAUUACAGUUAUGGGGAUGUUGAUGCAUUGACUGAUGAGAUUGAGGAGGAGUCUCAGUUUUUUGGAGAGGUUUUGAGGAUCAAGGAAAUUCUUGACAACAAUGAAGAAGAGUCUGAUACAUUGUUGUUUGAUUCACUGAGGAGGCUCCAGCUGAUGCCUUUGUCCGUGGAGACUCUCAAGGCUACAGAGAUUGGAAAAUCUGUUAAUUCUCUGAGGAAGCAUAGUUCGAAGGAAAUUCGGAAUCUUGUUAGGACAUUAAUUGAGGAUUGGAAAGUCAUGGUUGAUUCAUGGGUUAAUGCUACAGCUGCCAUUGCAGAAAUUGCAACAGAAUCCGUCAAAACUUCUGUUGUUGAAGAAGAGGAAGGACUACCAUCCCCUCCUCUGGAUGAAGGCGCUUUCUUCGCCACUCCUGCUUCAAUGGAGCUCUCACAGUUCUUUGAUGGCAUGGAUGACGGAAAUCCUCGAAACAGUGGGGAAUUCAACAAGAACCGAGAAAGUGGCCGAAAGCUGAAUCUUGAGAAAAUCAAUAACCGCAACUGGAAAGUUGAGAGUCCCGAUGAUUCACGCCCUCUUCUCCCGAAGGAAAAAAGGGCUGAACAGAUGAGAAAUGUGGAACCUAUAUUGAGGAAACAAGCCCCUCCGUCUAAGCCCAAUCGGCCUCCUGGUGGUGAAUCUGGACCAGGCAGACCAAGGCCUCCUAGCAGUGAGUCUGGCCCCGGCAGACCAAGGCCAGCUGUAAGACCAAAGCCCAACAACGAGAUCAAGGUCCAGCAAAAAUCCGACACGGGCACAAUUCAGAAGAAACCAAUGCCUCAACAGGAGAAGUCAAAUGGUAACAACGAGGCUUCAGUUCGGAUGAAAUUAGAGGCUGCCAAGAGGAAACUUCAAGAACGAUAUCAGGAAGCCGAGAACGCCAAGAAGCAGAGAACGAUACAAGUUGUCGAGUUGCGUGAUCUUCCAAAGCAGAGUCUUGUGCAGAGGAAUCAGCACAUGAGGCCUGGGAAUUACAACAGGAACUGGGCAAAUGGACGAAGAUAGAUCUGUAGUUACUGAAUUUAGCCUUAAUAAUCCUCAAAUUCCUUCCGACUUGCCGACUCAGUCUAGCGGAAUGACAAGGCUAAUAUCCGGUUUAUUUAGUCUCGAGCUGCUCAGGAAACGGAGAAAUUGAAGCGGUUGAUCUCCGGGGAGCUUCUUUUUGCCGAGUUGGUCAAGUUAUAUAUGGGAUGUAGCAUAGACCUCUUAGUUGAACAAUUAGGGAAAGCACAGCAAUGUGUUUGUUUGGUCUGAACCAUUGGUUUAGCAAAUAGGGAACAUAAAUUGUGUCCUCCAAGUCAUGACUUUUUUCCUUGAACAUGUUGUCUCUUCUUUUACCAUAACUGGGGAGGACACAGUUCGCAGUUUGCACAUAACCAACUGCACCUUCACUGAAAAACAUCUAAACAUGAAUGCAAUAGAAAGAGAACAAACCUUGCUGGGUUCAGUUCA